Molecule: messenger RNA, 1944 nt
Organism: Schizosaccharomyces japonicus yFS275
Lineage: Eukaryota; Fungi; Ascomycota; Schizosaccharomycetes; Schizosaccharomycetales; Schizosaccharomycetaceae
Product: lipin Ned1
Exons: 3
Coding region: 1-1944 (647 amino acids)
Biological process (GO): diacylglycerol biosynthetic process; vacuole fusion, non-autophagic; plasmid maintenance
Cellular component (GO): cytosol; lipid droplet; vacuole
Molecular function (GO): phosphatidate phosphatase activity; transcription cis-regulatory region binding
Source: RefSeq, a predicted model, not a curated record
AUGCAGUAUGUGGGUCGUGCGUUUGGUUCUGUCAGUAAAACUUGGAAUUCAAUCAACCCGGCCACAUUAACUGGUGCAAUCGAUGUAAUUGUCGUUGAACAACAAGAUGGAAGCUUGGCUUGCUCGCCUUUCCACGUCCGAUUUGGAAAAUUCAGUUUACUUCGUCCUUCGGACAAGAAAGUUGAGUUUCGGGUGAAUAAUGAGCUGACGGAUUUCAAUAUGAAAUUGGGUGAUGGAGGUGAGGCUUUCUUCGUCUUUGCUACGGAGAACGAUGUGCCCCAAGAACUACAAACUUCACCUCUCGGAUCUCCCUCUCACUCGCCUUCCGGGUCGCCGAAAAUCCAAAGACCCCGGUCUGCUUCCAAUGCAGCGACAGAGGGCCCUAUGUCACAGAACUGGCUGCGACACGCGAGAUACUCAAGCGAUCCAGGAAGCUGUGAACCCAGCACUCCAACGAAAUCUGGCUCGGGGUCAACUACCCCUACUCAUGAAAAACGAGUUAUGCCGAAACCAGAGCUACUCCAAAAGGCUAUAGAGCUAGGCAAGCGUCUUUCGGGAAAAGAACUUCCAGCGCAUGUUACCGACAACGGCGACAUUGUGAUGGAUAUGACUGGCUAUAAAGCUAGUGAGCUGAACAGAAACAUCGCCGACUUUGCUCGAGAAACAUUCAAAGACGAGUUUCCCGAAAUCGAAAAACUUAUUGCGGAGGAUGAGAAAGGUAAUCUUUGGUUUUAUGCCAGCGAGGAGGCCAAAAAGAGUGCUUCCCCCGGAAUCACCUCUUCUCCCAUAACUUCCACUCUUCCUGUAGCGACUGAUGAUGAAAGCGAAAGCCCUAACGUCUCGGCUCCUGCGUCUCCGAAAUCCGAUUCUGCCUUAAUGCGAGAGGACCAUUUGGAACGGAUGCAAUCCAUACGCGAAGAGUUAACACGCUCCCCUUCACCAUCCAAACAAUCUUACUACUACGUAAAGACACUCCGUCUGACAUCAGAACAGCUAUCUUCACUCAAACUAAGGCCAGGCAAGAAUGACAUGUCCUUUACUGUCAACAAUGGAAAGUCUGUAUGCUUGGCCAACCUGUACUUUUGGCGGUAUGAGGAUCCGGUUGUCAUUUCUGACAUUGAUGGGACGAUCACCAAGUCAGAUGCCUUGGGACAUAUGUUCACUUUUAUCGGCAAGGAUUGGACACAUCCAGGAGUUGCCAAGCUAUACAGCGAUAUUGUGAGCAAUGGUUAUAAGAUCAUGUAUCUGACUAGUCGAUCUAUUGGUCAAGCAGACAGCACAAGGCACUAUCUUUGGAACAUUGAGCAAGAUGGUUACACCAUGCCUCAUGGCCCUGUCAUUCUUUCUCCUGAUCGUACAAUAGCAGCUUUACACCGCGAGGUUAUUUUGAGAAAACCCGAGAUUUUCAAAAUGGCAUGCCUUCGUGACUUGUGUGGAUUAUUUGACGUUCCUCCUCCAAAGAGUCCGUUUUAUGCCGGUUUUGGAAACAGAAUAACUGAUGCUAUUUCCUACAACCAUGUCGGCGUCCCACCGACGCGCAUCUUUACCAUUAAUUCCGCCGGUGAAGUUCAUAUGGAACUUUUGCAACGAAGUGGUUAUCGCAGCAGCUAUAUCUACAUGAAUGACUUAGUUGACUACUUUUUCCCGCCUGUGGAAGUGUCCGUGGAACCUGAAGUGAACACUUUUACCGAUGUUACUUACUGGCGUACACCGCUUCCUGAGCUUUCCGACGAUGAGGAUGAACCAAAGUCUAAAAAGAAUACUCCAAAAUCGCAAACCAAAACAUCAAAAAAGCAAGGCUCUCCCAAACCAGAACAAGAUUUGGCGUCUAACAAUGAUCUUGAAAAAGAAGAAGAUUCUGAGAACGACAUGUCCGCCAUUUUGGCUCGUGCCAUGGAUUUGAGGGACCCUGAAGAUAAUGAGAUGAACGACGAAGCUACUUAA